AGCUAGGUUGGCAAGGGUGGCCAACUUGGAUGGAUUGGUUGGGAAGGGACAAAUGUCAAAGUUGGGGUUCCUAUAGGGAGGGAAUCUUUGUGCUUAUGGGGUUUCCUUGGUUGAGGACUCUCUUGGGACCUUCCCUCUCAUCCCUCUCUUCUAUCCCAACAUUUCUCUUGCUCCUCUAAUUCCUUGUGAGAUUCUUGAACUUUCAUUGAACUCUUGAGAUUGAGUUAAGUUCUCCUCCUACAGCUUACCCCCUAAGAGAAUUGUAACGGAGCGGGUGAAGGGCGUUCGAGACGAGCUCCUGUCGCGAAUGGGGGUUUUGAAGGGGCAGGUUUUGCAGGCGGCGCAGAGGGAGGCGAGGCACGCGGUGAGCGAGCUGAAGGCGGAAACGAAGACCGAAAUGAAGACCGAAAUGGCAGACAUGAUCGGGGCGGAGAUGCGAGAGGUUAAGGAGGACGUGGAACACUUGCAGGAGGACAUGGAGGAGUUGGAGGAGAAACGGGGAGCGUUGGCGGAGAGGAUCGGCAGAUUGGAGGCUGCUGUGGAAGGGGGCAUCGACGCUGGCGAGAAGGCGGCACGGAGGCAGGCGGAAUCUGUGAGGGCUGCUACGACGGAGGCAGAAAAGAGGUUGGUGGCAGUGAUAGGGAAGGUGACGGUGUCGGUGGCGCGCUGUAACGCGGCCAUUCAGCAGUGGCGGAAUGAGAGGCGGAGCGAGCGAAACGGGGGUGGGAGAGCCGAGGGCGAGCAGUGUGCAGGGUCAGAGCAGAGCGAGAAGAGGAAGCGGAGGAGGAAGGAGGCAGGGGACGCGGGUGAUGUGACGUCGGAUGUGGCUUCUAGGGACGGCGCUCUCCUGGGGUGUACCUGCGACCUUGCAGGGACAGAUUGGAAGGCGAUGGAGGGAGGAGAAGGGGAGGAGCCGGUGCAGGACGUGAGGAAUGCAGUGACGGCGGGCGCAAUGAGGGAGGCUGCUGAGAGGCGGGAUAUGGAGAGUCAAGUGCGUGCGCUGCGAGAGGAGGUGCAAGCAAUGCAAGGGAGAGUGGCUCACCUCGAAGAGAUGAGUGGUGAAGGGGAGAAGAUAUGGGAGGUACUGGUCAGAGUGUGGAGCAGAGCUGUACCGCAAGACUCCUACCUUCCGCUCACCAGCAUCUCCUUCAUCACAGACUCCGUCCUCUCUCAGCUCGCUUCCUCGCACCACCUCACGGCCAUCAGCCUCAAAGGCUCUACAGGCUUCACAGCAGCAGGAAUUCAAGGGUUGCACUCGCUGCCACGCCUGUCCUGGCUGAGUCUGGAAGACACCCACACCAUGGACGCUGCUCUCGGCAGCAUCACCCGCCUCGCCACGCUCACCAACCUUGUUCUGAGCAACACCGACAUCACCGAUGCUGGGAUAGCGCAGCUGCAGGGGUUGUCGGCCCUCCAGGCGCUGCGCAUCUCUGGCUGUGCGUCGGUUACAUCUGCUGGCAUGGUGCACGUUGGGGCACUGACAGCUCUUGAGUGCCUCACACUGCAUUCCAGUGGAGUGAGGGAGGAGGGAUUGCAGCAUCUGACUGGGCUCACAAGCCUGAAGCUCCUCACCUUGCCUCCAAGAGUGACUGAUUCUGGCCUGAGGCACCUGAGGAACAUGCAACAGCUGGAGAAGCUGGGGCUGUGGAAUGCUGUCAUCACUGCUGAGGGCGUCAGGUGGCUCAGGCGGCUCCAUCGUUUGGAGGACGUUGCAGCGCCAGGCGUGGAUGAUGUGGUUCUAGGAUGGAUUAGGGGCAUUCUCCCUAGAGUGAAGCUGGUUACAGUCCUAGGGUAUUGGAAUCAGCAGCAUGCCUCCAGGAAUUGAGCUGAUGUAGUAGGCGUCAUUGAGUGAAAC
Messenger RNA from Closterium sp. NIES-67, 1855 nucleotides. The record is from the annotation of a GenBank genome assembly. NCBI's taxonomy places the organism in Eukaryota, Viridiplantae, Streptophyta, Zygnematophyceae, Desmidiales, Closteriaceae.